Molecule: messenger RNA, 783 nt
Organism: Penicillium riverlandense
Lineage: Eukaryota; Fungi; Ascomycota; Eurotiomycetes; Eurotiales; Aspergillaceae
Product: transcriptional regulator family TF
Exons: 3
Coding region: 1-783 (260 amino acids)
Source: RefSeq, a predicted model, not a curated record
AUGAUGUCCGGCAAAAGAAGUGAAUUUCAGUUCAUCCAUACAUCCCAACCCGGGGUCCCCGGGGUAGCUUCGGCUGAAAAGCAACGACUAGUUCACUCGCAUGCAGCCCGGGCGGCACAUGCCAAGGCGAGGCGACAGAGGCUCGUUGAGUACCGUGCCAUCAAAACUAGAAGUGGCUCGGAAGACGAAAGGCAGCCAUUCUCCACAGCGGCCGCCGAAACAGCGAUAGCCGUCAUCCCAAGCCCGCUGGGCUUCCUGGGGUCUGACCGGAGAGACCCCUUCGCAAGUUUUGCCAGGCGCCUCAAUCCGAUCGAAGAUUUUCUCCUAGACUACUACAUGGCAAAUGUUGUACCGUGUUCAAAUUUGCAACGCUGCCAGAUUAGCCAUCCGGAAAGUCGUACACAGCACCUAAACAAACAGUUCAUACAACUUGCCGCUACCAAUGCUAGCUCUCUGAAUGGUCUCUUUCUUGUGACAUGCCGCCAUCUGUCGCAAUGUCUACCGCACAAGGGGCCAUACUUUAUUCAACUCGCCCUUCAGUACAAAAUUGCUUGUGCGAGGUCACUAAUGGAGGCCAUAUCGUCUUCAGGGAUGCGCUCUCCGAUUAGCGAUUCGACCCUUGUAUUAGCCCUAUUCCUAGCACAUGACGACAUCCUGAUUGGCGAUGGCCCUUCGACUAAGAUACAUGUACAGGGCGCAAUCCAGAUGGCGAGGCAUAACAGCGCAUUACAGAAGACGGACCUUAAAACAUUUCCUUAUGACCUCAUUCAGAGAGACAUGUAG